Molecule: messenger RNA, 1389 nt
Organism: Hydra vulgaris (swiftwater hydra)
Lineage: Eukaryota; Metazoa; Cnidaria; Hydrozoa; Anthoathecata; Hydridae
Source: RefSeq, a predicted model, not a curated record
AAAUGCCCGUCGGGUACCGUUUUAAUAAAUUAGUCUUGUUUUAUGGAAACUGAGGUUUUGGAUUUAUGUUGUAUGUAUAUAUCCCGCAUACCGUGCUGCACAUAAGACCAAGAACGUGGCGUGGUUCCAUGACUUACAAUUUAUAUAAUUUCAAAGUUCAACUUAUAAAUAUUUUGUUCUGUAAAUUUUAGGCUUUUUUUGAACUUCAAGUUUUGUUCUAUCCUAAAAAUUAAAAUUGGUUAUAAUGUCCGUACCAUGGAUGGUUGCUUGUAUUAUAAUUGAUUCUGCAGUGAUUCUGGCAAACUUCGUAGAGCAACUUUUAAUUGUGCGGAAAUGGAAGAGUUUAGAUCGCAUUGAUUAUUUACUUUUAAGUUUAUCUAUUUCUGAUUUCACAAGUGGUGUAGCUACGUUAGGAAUAGAUGGUUGGUACCUUUCUGGAGAAAUGAACCCUACGAUUGUUCCAAGAAUCUCUCAUGAAAUAGUGACCAAAAUAUUUGAUUCCGUAUUUCUGUUUUCAGUUUUCGCAUCAACUUUCCAUGUCAUAGCAGUUGCUGUUGAACGUUUUUAUGCCAUUAAAUAUCCGAGAAAAUAUUAUAUUUUUAACACUUUUAAAAUAAAGUUUGGUACAAUUGCUGGUAUUUGGAUAAUCUCAUUAAUAUUAACUCCUACAUUUUCAGUGUUAUCGGUUUUUUCAUUAGACACAAAAAUAGGGGUAUAUAUUCGUGCCUGCGUGUUUGCCUUCUCUGCGUUUUUUGUUUUGAUAGUUUACUUAUAUAUUUCAUUGUUAUUAGUGCUACAAAGGAAAUCAAUUAUUCAAGAUUUUAGCCCUGAAUGCAACGUACAGCAGGAUCGUUUAAAAAGGAUGACAAUGUUCUGUACUUUUAUUGGUAUAAGUUUUGUUGUUUGUUUAAUGCCUAUAACCGUUAGUUAUUUUGAUGAAGACCUUUACCAUCCAAUUGGUAAUCUUGCGAUUACGCUUAACUCUCUUAUAAACCCUUGUAUCUAUUUUGCAAAAGUAAUAUACGAAUCUCGAAGCAUCAACAGAUCGCGUAACGAAACUACGCAUGCUUUAUUAGAAAGCCGAAGCUACAUUAUUACAACAGUAGAUUGAUUUACAAAACAGAAAAUGUAUAUAUGGCUAACCUCGAUGGCUUUAUUGCAGCCCGCGUCAUAUUGUCUACCGUUUAUUUUGAAAACUUUUCUAAAAAUUUUAGAAUAAUUCAAGAUGAGAAGAGUAUAAUAAUAAAAUAAAAAUAAUUAUUGAAAGGAAAUCAUAAAAACAUGAAAUAAAAUAAUAACUAACAAUACUGUGUAUGAGAUGAUAAACAUGAUGUAAGAUAUACAAAGUUAAAUAUGUUAUAUAAGAAGAAAGUGCUUAUUCGUUAAAAA